AGAAUGGCUGCUCGAUUUGCCAGAGGGUUUGUGAAUCGAAAUCCACGGAACAAUGAACUUAUGGGAAGACAAGCGCCGAACACAGGUUAUCAAUUUGAAAAGGACCGUGCUGCUCGAAGUUACAUUUAUAAAGUAGAGCUUGUGGAAGGAAAAUCCCAUCGUGAAGGCCGCCUUGUACAUUAUCAAGAUGGAGUUGUAAUCAGUGCUUCAACAAAAGAACCUUCAAUUGCCAGUCAGCUAUACAGUAAAACUGAUACAUCUGCUGCAUUGAAUAUUGGACGAGUUUUGGCCCUUCGUUGUCUUCAAUCUGGAAUUCACUUUGCUAUGCCUGGAGCAACUAAAGAAGCUAUCGAGAAGAGCCAACAUCAAACACACUUCUUCAAAGCUCUGGAAGAGGAAGGUCUCACACUAAAAGAACCGGCCCACGUGGAACAUUCCUAUGAGACAGACAAAACAUUCACAUGGAAGAGGUACCCACAGAAGCCAACACGUCAGGAUAAACUCGACGAGCUAUAAUUAUCCUGCACUUCUAAAAAACGUUUUUAUUGUAGAAAUAGUUUAUGACCUUCAAUUGUUUUGUUCUCUCCCUUGUUCUUGUUUCGUCUCUUUCAACUUUUAUUAGAGUGAAAAAAAAA
Messenger RNA from Caenorhabditis elegans, 635 nucleotides. It is a transcript of the gene mrpl-18, whose product is annotated as Large ribosomal subunit protein uL18m. Gene Ontology annotation, biological process: translation. Lineage: Eukaryota; Metazoa; Nematoda; Chromadorea; Rhabditida; Rhabditidae. The record is from RefSeq and is marked reviewed. The transcript has 3 exons. Bases 4 to 516 code for a protein of 170 amino acids. Gene Ontology annotation, cellular component: mitochondrial inner membrane; mitochondrion; ribosome. Gene Ontology annotation, molecular function: structural constituent of ribosome.